AUGGACUGCUUCCCCACCCUACAGAUGCACGCCGACUGGGUGAGGGAUGUGGUAUGGGCCCCGAAUCUGGGGCUCCCAAAAUCGACGAUCGCUAGUGCUUCUCAGGACGGGACGGUUGUCAUAUGGACGGUGGCGAAGGAAGGAGAUCAGUGGGAGGGGAAGGUCUUGAACGAUUUCAAGACGCCAGUGUGGAGGGUGUCAUGGUCACUGACUGGGAAUAUAUUGGCAGUGGCAGACGGGAACAACAAUGUGACGUUGUGGAAGGAGGCGGUAGAUGGAGAGUGGCAGCAGGUGACGACAGUUGAACCCUAG
Messenger RNA from Magnolia sinica, 312 nucleotides. RefSeq names its product protein transport protein SEC13 homolog B-like. Gene Ontology annotation, cellular component: COPII vesicle coat; nuclear pore outer ring. The transcript has a single exon. NCBI's taxonomy places the organism in Eukaryota, Viridiplantae, Streptophyta, Magnoliopsida, Magnoliales, Magnoliaceae. Gene Ontology annotation, molecular function: structural molecule activity; protein binding. Gene Ontology annotation, biological process: COPII-coated vesicle budding; protein import into nucleus. The record is from RefSeq and is a predicted model, not a curated record. Bases 1 to 312 code for a protein of 103 amino acids.